AGAGGCAAAACUCUAGUGUUCCACGAGACGCUCCACCAGGAGCUGGUAUCAUGGAUGCCCUGGUUCUAUUUCUGCAGCUGCUGGUGCUGCUCCUGACUCUACCUCUACACCUACUGGCUCUGCUGGGCUGCUGGCAGCCUAUAUGCAAAACCUACUUCCCUUACUUCAUGGCCAUGCUAACAGCCAGGUCCUACAAAAAGAUGGAAAGCAAGAAACGGGAACUAUUUAGCCAGAUAAAAGAUCUCAAGGGGACUUCCGGCAACGUGGCCCUGCUGGAGCUGGGCUGCGGCACCGGUGCCAACUUCCAGUUCUACCCACAGGGCUGCAAGGUCACCUGUGUGGACCCAAACCCCAACUUCGAGAAGUUCCUGACAAAGAGCAUGGCUGAGAACAGGCACCUCCAAUAUGAGCGCUUCAUUGUGGCUUACGGAGAGAACAUGAAACAACUGGCUGACAGCUCCAUGGAUGUGGUGGUCUGUACCCUGGUGCUAUGUUCUGUGCAGAGCCCCAGAAAGGUCCUGCAGGAAGUCCAGAGAGUCCUGAGGCCGGGAGGCCUACUGUUCUUCUGGGAGCACGUGGCUGAGCCUCAGGGAAGCCGGGCCUUCCUGUGGCAGCGAGUUUUAGAGCCUACCUGGAAACACAUCGGAGAUGGUUGCCACCUCACCAGAGAGACCUGGAAAGACAUUGAGAGGGCACAGUUCUCCGAAGUCCAGCUGGAAUGGCAGCCCCCUCCCUUCAGGUGGUUACCUGUUGGGCCCCACAUCAUGGGAAAAGCUGUGAAAUAAACUCUCCCCAAGGAUGCCAUCUGAUCUCCCCAUCUGCAGCCAGAAGUCACCCCAAUACAGUACUUCUAAGGAGGGGUCAGGUAAAGCAUGAGAGAGACUCUCAGCGCCGCCGCUGCCGCUGCCAGGGUGAUCAUUCAUCAGUUUCGGCCACUAGAGACAGAAAACUACACUGCUAAGCCCUGGACUUUGCCCAACCCCUUUCUAGGACCGUUUUCUCCCUCUCUCUUGUCCCUAUGGUAAAGUUCUCCCUGGCGUCCUUCUGAAACUACACCAUGUGGCCCCUUGGAACUAAUCCCAAGUCAAUGCGUGUAUCCCCUGCCAGGCUGCCUCAGCCUCCCUCCCCAUUACCCACUCUGUCCCCGGGGUUCGGAGGAAUGGGCGAGCAGAAAAACCUUAGGAUGAGAGAGCGGCACUCAAUAAAGCAGCCAGAGAUUUUAUUGUC
Mus musculus (house mouse) is the source of this 1227-nucleotide messenger RNA. It is a transcript of the gene Tmt1b, whose product is annotated as thiol methyltransferase 1B. Gene Ontology annotation, molecular function: S-adenosylmethionine-dependent methyltransferase activity; thiol S-methyltransferase activity. Gene Ontology annotation, cellular component: lipid droplet; endoplasmic reticulum membrane; cytosol. NCBI's taxonomy places the organism in Eukaryota, Metazoa, Chordata, Mammalia, Rodentia, Muridae. The record is from RefSeq and is marked validated. The transcript is spliced from 2 exons. The coding region runs from base 51 to 785 and encodes 244 amino acids.